AUGAUCCGAAGACUUAAAUUCCUUAAAAAUAUUCUCAUGAGUCGCCCGAAGAAAGAUAUUAUAGCAAUAGUCGGAACGACUGGAGUGGGAAAGUCUCAAUUCAGUAUAGACUUGGCAAAAGCGGUGAAUGGAGAAAUAAUCAAUGCAGAUUCAAUGCAGAUGUACAAGGGCUUGGACCAGAUCACAAAUAAGCACCCUUUAGACGAGAGAAAAGGUAUCCCUCACCAUGUGAUGAACCAUGUCAAUUGGAACGAAGAGUACCAUAUUCACAAAUUUGCACAAGAUGCAAAUAGAGCCAUAGAUGAAAUACAUCUGAGAAACAAGGUACCCAUUAUUGUAGGAGGAACUCACUACUACCUUCUGAGUCUCCUAUUUGAUAAUAAAACCAUUGGUGCCACGAAGGAAUUGGAAUUGAUGGAGCAAAACGGUUCCACUCAGACCAAUGAGUUGAAGACAGACCAAAUCCAGAUCUUGGAUGGACCAGUGGAUCAAAUUUUUGAAACUUUACAGGCAAUUGAUCCUAUCAUUGCCGAGAAGUUCCAUCCAAAGGAUAAGCGGAAACUAAGAAGAGCACUAGAAAUCUACUACACAACCAACAAGAAGACGUCUGACAUAUACUUGGAACAGAAGCUAGAUGAGCUUGAGGACUCCUCGUUGAGAUUCAAUACGCUAGUAUUUUGGGUUUACUCGGACUCAGAAGUUCUCAGAUCCAGGUUGGACACCAGGGUGGACAAAAUGAUGGACCAGGGGGCUGUCGACGAGAUACGGGAGCUUUAUAAGUUUUACCAAGACCAGACACCAGAAAAGCCAGAUCUAACCACCGGCAUAUGGCAAGUGAUUGGGUUCAAAGAAUUUUGGGAAUGGUUAGAGACAGGUACUGAAAGUGAUUUUCAGAACGGUGUAGAGAAGAUGAAAAUUAGGACAAGGCAGUAUGCGAAGUCGCAAGUAAAGUGGAUUAAGAAACUCCUAGCUACUGAGCUAGUCAAGGAAGCUAGAUUCAACUACAAGCACGGAGGGAAAAUGUACCUUCUUGACGCAACAGACCUCAGUGAAUGGAAGGAGAAUGUAUUCGAGAUUGGAGAGAAGAUCACGCAACAAUUCCUCGCUUCUGGUCCGGCUUCAGUUACCUAUCCACAGGCACCUGAGCACUACAAGGAUAUCUUCCCCACUGCAGAAUAUGUUGACGGCAGGAAGAGUAAUAAAAAGAUUGGUGCUGAGAGUGACUGGAAGCACUUCAAGUGCGAUAUCUGCAAAGACAAGAACGGGAAUCCAUUCGUGGCGAUAGGGGAAGAACAAUUCAAAAUACAUACUGAAGGGAGACGCCACAAAAGGCAAUUGGGAGCCAAAGACAAGAAAAGAAAGCAUGAAGAAUACAUGACUGCUAACAAGACAAGGAAGGCCGAAGCAGUAGGAGCCGAAGCAGCAGCAGCAGCACUGCUGGACCUGUAUAUAGACUAA
Dujonia railenensis is the source of this 1458-nucleotide messenger RNA. NCBI's taxonomy places the organism in Eukaryota, Fungi, Ascomycota, Pichiomycetes, Serinales, Debaryomycetaceae. The record is from the annotation of a GenBank genome assembly.